CGACGCGGGAGGAGGAGCCGCCGGGGGAGGUGACCGGGAGCGGGGUACGGUGAGCCCGGCGAGGUGACCGGCACCAUGCACCGGCUCGGCUCGGCCACGCUCGGGGCUCUGCUGAGAGCGCUCCGGGGACGGGCCCCCUUCUCCUCCCGCUCCGCGACCCCCCCGCAGCCCGCGGUCGCCGCCAAGGAGCCCUUCCCGGUGGAGCUGAGGGCGGGCAAGAAGUACGCGUGGUGCUCGUGCGGGCACAGCAAGCGCCAGCCCUUCUGUGACGGCUCCCACACGAAGGCGGCCCCGGGGAUGUCCCCGCUGCGCUUCACCCCCCAGGAGGACGGGCCCGCCUGGCUCUGCGGCUGCAAACGCACCCAAAACCCCCCCUACUGCGACGGCACCCACAACGGGGAGGAGGUGCAGGGGGCCCCCCUGCCCCCCAAGCCCUGACCUGGAGCCCACGGGAGCUCGGGACCACCGGGAUGCACUCGGGACCACCGGGAUGUGCGUCCCGCUCGAGGGCACGGAGGGAGGGGGGAGAGGCUGAGCCCCCACCCCGAUUAAAUCUGAAUUACUGAGGAGCUGCAGCGAACCAGCAGCGGCUGGGAAAGAAGGAA
Corapipo altera (White-ruffed manakin) is the source of this 605-nucleotide messenger RNA. RefSeq names its product CDGSH iron sulfur domain 3 (gene CISD3). Gene Ontology annotation, molecular function: 2 iron, 2 sulfur cluster binding. NCBI's taxonomy places the organism in Eukaryota, Metazoa, Chordata, Aves, Passeriformes, Pipridae. The transcript has 2 exons. Gene Ontology annotation, cellular component: intracellular membrane-bounded organelle. Bases 76 to 438 code for a protein of 120 amino acids. The record is from RefSeq and is a predicted model, not a curated record.